This is a messenger RNA of Alligator mississippiensis (American alligator), 9173 nucleotides long. RefSeq names its product solute carrier family 39 member 14 (gene SLC39A14). The coding region runs from base 3600 to 5111 and encodes 503 amino acids. Gene Ontology annotation, biological process: zinc ion import across plasma membrane; intracellular zinc ion homeostasis. Gene Ontology annotation, molecular function: zinc ion transmembrane transporter activity. The transcript has 11 exons. Gene Ontology annotation, cellular component: membrane. NCBI's taxonomy places the organism in Eukaryota, Metazoa, Chordata, Crocodylia, Alligatoridae. The record is from RefSeq and is a predicted model, not a curated record.
CUUUGCACCGUUCUGAUCCGCGGCUUGCUGCGGGGUGCUGCCCCAGGGACCGCUGUCAGAGCGUGCGUGGCAUGGUCAGGCUGGGACAGGGAGUGAAUUUCUGAUGAGAUGAGACCUGGGAGCUCUGCAGGGGGAGAAAUCCUCAGAAGCCAUGCAGGGAAGUGCUCCCUGUGCCUUGGUGUGAGUGACAGAGAGAGGGGGCCCCUGAGACAGGUAGCCCUUCCCUUGUUUCCUCAGGCGCUGGUGACAGCUUGCAGCUUCCAUCCUCUCUCUCUCUCUGACAGACGCACACAGACACUGUCCCCUGCCAGCAUCUCUGUACGCAGGGGAGGAAGGGAAGAGAGAAGCUGAGUCCCCGUGGCCAAUGCUAGCCUUGUCUUUCUGCUGUGACUGCCGGCAAAGGCAUGGAUAGCAGCUUUCCUUGAAUUGAAGUGGAUGCCUGUCUUCCAAGUCUUUCCGUGCAGCUCGCUCAGCAUCUGCUGGAGGGGAGCAGGUUUUGGCCCUGCUAACUUGGGCAGCUUGAGUGCAAGGGGCUGUGUCCCAUUGCCAGUCUUGCUGGCAGUCGGGGCCCCAUUUCAGUGUUCCCUGCUGGCUGCUUUGGCAUGUUGCGUGCAAGUUCUGGAGUGGUUAUGGACUGGUCUCUUCCCUUCCCUGGUCUGCUUAGCACCCACCUUGCAGGCCUCGUGUGUCAGGCGCCUGAGAUGAAAAACUGCAGGCAUGUGAGAGCAGCGCUGCUAGCUGUUAUUGCCUUGCAUAUUCAUUUUCUUUCCACUCCUGCUUCUCGGGACACGGACUUGGCAGAGGGAGGCUGCAAGUGGUGCUGGCUCAUAGUUUCCAUGAAUUCCAGCCCCCGAGGCUUCUGGGAAGGUGCCCUUGUUUUCGGUGGCGUUGGUUUUGAACGUCUCACAGGUACAAGAAUGUACUUAUUGUAUCUCACCAAGCAGACGACUUUGGUGGUCAGAGUCCAGGCCAGCGGGAGGCUUUGAGCAAGGCGUGUGCUACAGACUAGAGCUGUUGGCUUCAUUUAGCUGGGAGAGGGGAUUGGGCAGGGAGGUGUCCCAGAUCUGCAAAUGAGACAGUGGUUUAUAUUUUGGCUCUGUAGCGGAGGUUUGCAAGGGGCCAGAGGAGCUCCUGCAGCACAGUACAGAGGGCUGGGGGCUGCAAGGAGCAGUGUCAGUGCACAGGGUCUACAUUAACUGUUGUUAUUCAGAGAGGAGUUGAAACCCAGAUGUCAGUGUGGGCAGUUUAAAGAGGAAGAGCUUAGUCAGAACAAAUAUCUCCUCUGCUCUUCGUCAUUUUUGUCCUGGCUAGUGUGAGGAGUCUUAUAAAUUCAUUGAUAUGAGGGUCGGAAGGGACCUCAGCAGAUCAGGGCCUGAGCCAGCCACUGAUAUAAGUAAGGAAGAAACUUCUCUUCCCCAGCUGCCCACGUUUAGCCUGGGCAUCUGGUACUGGCCCUGUGUAUCCUUCCUAAGCGAUUCCUGCAUUUACUGUUUUUUCAGGCUGGGAGAAAAGGGGCAGCUGCUAAGCUGGAUGUUGGGAAUGGGGAAGAGAGAAGGAGCGUGGAAAAGGAAAUCCUUUAGUGCUGAUCAAACUGGGGGGGGGUUGCUUUCCACUGUCUCAGGCUGGGUCUCAUCCCCUGCACUGAGGCUCUGGAGCAGACUGGGAGCUGAGGAGAGUGUAAUACAGCUACUCCAGUCCUUGCUGGUGUGGGGUGAGUAGAGGGGUGACUGGGGAGGCCCACAUGCUGUGCCAAACAUGCUCCUAAGUGAAUUACCUUUCUCUGCGCUUGGGACCGGAGGAGUUAAGUUCCAGCCUUGCACAUAAGCCCUUUGCAGAGCAGUCAAAAACUCCCUUCUCUUCAAGGCUUCCUGGUGCUUUUGGGAAAACAAAGAUUUCAAAGUGGCUGUAAGCUUUUAAGACUGUGAGAAUGUCGAUCCCCUUUUAAUGGGAAAGCAGCGGAUUUGCACAAAGUUUGGCUUGGAUGGGAGAUGCUUGAGUCUUCUCUUCCCCACCCUGCUCUGGACAGCGUUGGGGCUGGGAGGAGGGCUCCUGGCUGCCCAAGUCCCUCAGGAGAGGCCUUGCCAUUCCAAAAACAUCUCUGCCCAAUGAACUGAACCCUUGUGCUUUCAGACGGGUUGUCUGGACGACAUCCAGAAGCAUCUUGGGUCAGCUCCUACAGGAGACACCAGUCUGCAGUGCAUCAGCAAGGGACUGUUUGUGCGAUGGCAGGGAGCUGGAAGGCGGAUUUCCCCUUCUGUCUGUGCUUCUCUGACUUCUUUGGGGUCGUGUAACCCUAGCUGCAUGUCUCUCCUGCCCUUUGCCCUUCUGGCGCUGUGCUAUGGCUGAUUUAAAAAAAAAAAAAAAAAAGGAACACUCCAAGGUCACUGUACCCACCCUGACAUCUCCCCAGUGUCCAAAAUGCUUGCUGUUCUCUGUGCUAUUCCUCUUCUGCGCUUCCUGUUUCCCUUUCUCCUACUCGCUGCCACUCUGGACCUUUGCUGCUUAUCCCAGUUUGAGAAAUGCUGGUGUGGAGAGGGGAGCACCCAGGAGCUGCACAAAUCAGCAUCCCAAGCAAGUAUAGAGACUAAGGGUCUGACAAGGCAUCAGUGCCAGAGCUAGGAGCUGAGCCUGGGUCUCUUGUGCUGCAGGCUCUCCCCACACCCUCUUCAGUGUCUUCCAGCUGCUGGAGAGAAACCCAUGGAGGCCCAGAGUCCCUAACCUUGGGGCUGGUGAAAAGAGCUGUGCCUGUCACUGACUGGCUUCAGCUCUGCCCUUGAGAUGCCCUGCUUGCUGUGUAGCAGAAAGGUGGGAAGAAGGACUCUGCUAGAGCAGAAGCCUGUGGCCUCAGUCAUCCCAGCAGGGGCCACGACCUUCCUACAGACACUUUCUCUGGCACGCAAAGUUCCCCUGAUAAGGUCCUAGCUGCACAAGUGUAGCGGUGUUGUGUAUCCCAGAGACACAGUCCUGCCCUCCCACGGAGACCAGCCAUAUCACAAAUGCCUCUGAGAUUGUUGAGCUGUAGCCUUGUCCUUGAACACCAGCAGGAAGCCUGGUAUGUGCUGGGCCCCGUGGCUGGCUACCUUCCUUUGUGGGCCCAGAAGAGUGAUCUGGAGAUGCAAGAGCCUGGGCUGGGCUGAUUUCUUAGAGUGUUCCCAUUCUGGUCAUGUGUCUUGUUGUGCAGGGCUGUGCUGCUGGGGGUGGGUGCAUAGUGUUUUUGCUGAGACUGCCUGGUAGUGAACCCAGUGAGGGAGGAACAACCAGAGAAACAGCCCCAAGGACUUUCCCACGGGCCUUGGGUCACUGUAUUCUGGGGAGAUCUGCUGUGCAAAGCAGGAGGUCCUGGAAGCUGUGUUGGCUGUGAAUGCGCCCUGAGCCCCCUGCUCCUCAGUGAUUGAUUGUCUCUGCACAGAACCAGUGAAUCUCCAGAUAGGACUCGAGUCGUUGUCCAGGAAGCUGAAGCCUGCCUUGAGACACCAUUGCCGAAGCCGCCAGUUGGUCUCUCUAAUGCAGUUCUUGUGCCGUCUUCCACGUCCGCUCACUGGUAGGACAGAAGAGAAUACCACCUGUGCACCAGUCUCCUUCAGCACGCCGCCCAGAGCAUGGUAGUCCGUCAUCAGCACCUCCUGGCCACCAUGAUCCUGACCACGAGCUUUCGAAGCUGCCUUGUGCUGCAGGGUUUCUCCUUCCUGGGCGUCUUCUGCCAGGCAUGGGCUGACAUGAGUGCCACGCCGCAGCCCCCCGGCGCCAUCACGUCAGCAUCCUUCCUGCGGGACCUUAUGCAGCGGUAUGGGGAGGAUGAUGCCCUGACCCUGCGGCAGCUCAAAGCCCUGCUGAACCGCCUUGAUGUGGGAGUUGGCCAUGAAAACGUGUCCCGGUCAGAAGCGCAGCACAGGAACCUCUCCCGGUGCUUCAGCUCCUCAGAGCUCUUUGCCACACACAACCUGAGUGAAGGGUCCCGCAUUGGCCAGAGUGAGUUGAAGGAGUUCUGCCCAACCAUCCUGCAGCAGCUGGAGUCGCGGGCUUGCACCUCUGAGAACCUGGAGAAUGAAGAGAACGAGCAGACUGAGGAGGGGCGUCCUAGCUCUGCAGAAGUCUGGGGUUACGGUUUCCUGUGCGUGACCGUCAUCUCCCUCUGCUCCCUGGUGGGGGCCAGCGUGGUGCCCUUCAUGAAGAAGACCUUUUACAAGCGGCUGCUCCUUUACUUCAUAGCUCUGGCAAUUGGUACUCUCUACUCCAACGCCCUCUUCCAGCUCAUCCCUGAGGCCUUUGGGUUCAACCCACAGGAGGAUUACUAUGUCCCCAAAUCUGCUGUGGUCUUUGGAGGCUUUUACCUGUUCUUCUUCACAGAGAAAAUCUUGAAGAUGCUUCUCAAGCAGAAAGAUGAGCACCACCAUGGGCAUAGCCACUACAGCCCUGAGAGCCUCCCCUCCAAGAAGGAUCAGGAAGAGGGAGUGACUGAGAAGCUGCAGAACGGGGACCUGGAUCAUAUGAUUCCUCACGGGAACAGUGAACUGGAGUGCAAGUCCCAGGCUGGGGAUGAGAAGGUCAUUGUGAGCUCUCUGUCUGUCCAGGACCUGCAGGCAUCUCAGAGCGCAUGCUACUGGCUGAAGGGGGUGCGCUACUCAGACAUUGGUACACUGGCGUGGAUGAUCACCCUGAGCGACGGCCUGCACAACUUCAUUGAUGGCCUAGCUAUUGGCGCCUCCUUCACAGUGUCCGUCUUCCAAGGCAUCAGCACCUCUGUGGCUAUCCUCUGCGAGGAGUUCCCACACGAGCUGGGUGACUUUGUCAUCCUGCUGAACGCUGGCAUGACGAUCCAGCAGGCACUCUUCUUCAACUUCAUCUCGGCCUGCUGCUGCUACCUGGGGCUCGCCUUUGGGAUUUUGGCCGGCAGCCACUUCUCUGCCAACUGGAUCUUUGCUCUGGCUGGCGGGAUGUUCCUCUACAUUGCACUAGCCGAUAUGUUCCCUGAAAUGAAUGAAGUGAGCCGGGAGGAUGAGCAGAACGGUAGCGCCCUCAUCGCCUUCGCCAUCCAGAAUGCGGGGCUGCUGACUGGGUUUGCCAUCAUGGUGCUGCUUACCAUGUACUCGGGCCAGAUCCAAUUAGGGUAGGGAUGGGCCUGGCACAAAGAGCAUCUUCAGCUGCAAACAUAGGGACUGACCGGACCAUUGCGGGGCAUGGGCAUCGCACAGCACUGCAGAAACAGAGGCAUUGCUAUUGAAACUAUUCCAUAGACUACGUAUCGCUUAGUGAAGGGACUCUACCCGAGCACCUUGCUGUAGAACUAAACUGACCCAAGGACCCGUUCCCAGCAUAGUAUCCCUUCCCCUCCUCUCCUGGCAUCAGAAGGACUCCUGGGAUGGAUGGGAGUGAGAAUCAGAACAGACUUGCUGGCUCCUUUGGCUGCCUCAUCUCCUACUGUGGACAUGCUGCAUUCCUCCCCUCCUGCUGGAGCAGCCACAGAAGGGGAUCGGAUAGAUCAUCAGCACCGGAUAUGAGGCUGCCUCCCCCAAGCUGAUGCUUGGAGCUGUCCAUCUGCAGGCAGUGGAAAUGUGGGGUUUGGGAGUCGGGACAGAGGGUGGUCUUAGGACAGCUUCACUGUCAUUGACAGCCUCUAGCGCUCCACUUACACAGGAGGCAGCUUCUUUUUCCCAAAGAUCCAUGUCCCCACUGGUCCACAGAGCUGUGCUGUCCAAGCAGGCUGUUUGCAGGAUUCACUGGGCUGGAGGAUUGCUGUGGGGGACAAAGCUGACGGGUCCAGGCAAAUGGCUUGUGAUGAGAGGAGGAGCAAGUUUCCUGCAGUUAUGCUGGAAUCCACCCUUCUCUGGCAUAGUGUUAGGUACUGGCCUGGCCAGGCCACUGUGGCCUCAAGGCUAGACAUCUUGCUCAUCACAGCUAUUGUUGCUUUGGUUUCUUUCUGCUGUCUGUCCAAUCCUCACUGCACUGAGUUUCCUGGAAGAAGGGGCACUGUGUUGACAUGUGGUCAGACUGGCUUUGGGAAGAGGCAUGCUGCUUCCUUGGGGGCAUAGGAAACUAGACAAGUAGCAUCUGCAGGUCAGAGUUAUGAUAACAAAUGUUUCUGGGGUGGGAGGUGCUGUGGGGAGGAAGAAAAACCAGAUGCUGCCACCUCCCCUGACUUCCCACUGCCAAGAGAAAUAGUCCAGGGACCCUUGGAUCACAUUUUGUGGACCUGGGGGAGUGGGGAAAACAAGGGGCAGCUGUGCUCUGAUGCAAAGAUACUGUAAAACCUCACUAUUGCAGAGUUGGCUUCUCUGAGCUGUGGGGCAGGUAGGAGGGUUGGGAGCAUGUCCCUUGGUGCUGGUCACCAGAGGCAUGACAAGUUCACGGUGUUGCUUGGAGUUGUGCAUUUUAGUUUAAAUAGACACCACUGCAGAGUGGCAGAGGGAAGGCUGGGGGGGUUGAGAUGCUGCAGUCAUCAGAACUCGUGCUUCCAGGAUGGCAGGGGCAUGGGAUUCGAGCCCAGCCUUGGGGGCUGUGGGAGGGAUGAAAUGUGUUUUAAGGCAUUGCCCAGCUGCCUGCCUUUGGGCUGGCUUUUCCCAGGUUCACUAGGUGAACUGAUAUAUUAUCAUAUUGAUAACGUUGUCCUCAUCAGCCUGGGUGGGGAACGAGGCUGCUCUCACUGCCUCGACCCACCCCCAUCAGUUGAUUCUGCACCCUGUAGCUGUGAAUUUGUGGCUUUGUGAGCAAAGUGACUUGAGGCAGGAUAUCUUAAUGGGCAGAGCGCUGGACUGUCUCGUAUACAUGGGGUCUAUCUCUAGGUAUGCUGCUGGCCCGCUGGGUGAUCUUGGGGUAGUCACUACAGUGCCUCUUGCCUCAGUUUCCCCUCUUGCUAAGUGGGGAAAAUAAUACUGGCAUCCUUUGUGCUGUGUAUGGGAUUUACUGAGGAAAAGCAUUAAAGAGGAUCCUGGUAUUAUUACUCUGAGGCAGGCAGAGAGUUUGCUGCCAAUCUGUUCAGGUGUUCCCUGCUACCUGGAUGGCUUUGUUCUGUAUGUCGAGGGACAGGUGUUGUCCAGUCACUCAUCUAGCAAGCAGUCAGCAAUGCAUCAAACUGCAUCGCCUCCAUCAUCUUGUCUUCAGUGCAGAGCCUGAGCAGGAGCUCUUGUCCAUGUUUCCUCCUCCUUCCUGCCAUCAGAUGGAAGCUGAGGCUCUGUCUGCUCAUCAUACCCCAGGUCUUGACCGCAUUACAGCUCACAGGCACAGGCCUCCCUUUUCCUGAGCUAGCCAAGGGGACAUAGAGGGGCAAGCUGAAGUUGCAGGGACUAAAGGGAUAGGAGAUCCAGGUCUUCUGGAUAUAUCCUGGUGCAGGCACUGUGCUUCCAGCAGGACUGUGACUUGUCAGCCGUUCGCCCUGCAAUAACCGUGCCCUCUGACUUGCUCAGGUAAUUGUUGAACAUCUUUCCCUUUCUCCAGCGGUUGACAUAAAAAGCCCUUUGACCCCCUGGCUUCUCCAUUUCCCAUUAGAAUAUAACACUGCCAUUGGUCCCACAGGCCCAAAGAGCUGGAGUUUUUCUAGGCCAAUAAACGAGCCUACCCCUUACCUGAAUUUGGUUUCUAAGACGCAGGUCCAAAGCAGGUCAGCAUCUGUAUCUUGAAUUCCAUUCGCAUCCGAAUCACUAUCUGCUGUAGAGGCCAGCCAUCUGUCCCAUCCCACCAGCUUAACCACUUUACCAGGCAGAGGCAGCUGAGUGAAGUGUGCAUGCCCCAAUCCUGACCCUUGCCCUGGCCUCGCGUGCACGUGUAGGAAGGUGGAGGUUGCAAUAGAACCCUGCAACACCCUUUGUAACUGGGCUGUGUGUCUUUGCUCAUUGCCUGGAGGAAAUCCUUGUCCAGUGCUUCUCCUGUAGGUUUUAUCACCUACAGCCAAUUGGUUGAUAUCACCUUUUUGCAGGACCUCAGAAGCAAAUGCUUUAAAAAGAUUGGCCCUGUUAGGGACACCUCGAGACAAACCCUCCAGUGGAGAUUGUUUUGCAAAACCCAUCCUUGACCUGUUCAUCAGUGGGUUUUAAUAAGGGCCUCUGGGUGCUGUAGUAUGUUCUUUCCAGGAUCAAAACUCCAAGGUGGGGUUCCUGCUACCCAGUUUGAGGGGAGAAAGAAAUUGGGUUGGUGCUGUGAUUCAUAGAGGUCACUGAUGGUCAGGAUGGGACCUGUCUUCAACCAAGCGACUGAGGAAGCAGCCAGCUUCUAAGAACAGUACAAAGGGGAACUGCCCUUGCUCAUGGCACAAAGAGCAUAUGCUGUGGGGGGUGAGAGCUGCAGCCCUGUUUCUGAAUUGACAGCGUCUUUAAACCCCUUUUUUUUUUUUUUUAAGGGGUGAGGACUAAGUUACCCAUUUUCUCCCAAGGAAGUGCUUGGAAAGCACCACCCAGUGUAUUCCAUACAGAAGACUACUGCUUUUUAGCACUGCCAAGGCUAGUCCAACUUUGACGAGGAUGGUUUAGCAAUAGGCAAAAGAGAGUACUUUGCACCUCUGCCUCUCCUGUAGGAAGGAUCCCCAAUUCAGAAAUGGUUGUAAAGAAGGACUAGAAGUGCAGCUGACUUCUAGGUGGUAGAAAGCCUGGUCAAGAGCUGUUUAACCUCCUUUGGGCUGUUACAAGCCUUUAAAAAAAAGGGACAGGGAUCUCCAGUCUCUUUUUUUUUUGUCUAGAUCCCUUCCAAGUGUUCUUGGCAGCUGAGUUGAUUCAGAAGCUUGCAACCUGGAAAUUGAGAGAGGUUGCUCAUGAAGCAAAGCUCUUAAUGAAAACACAAAUUCUUUUAGAGAGUUCCCUGUGAUAUCCUUUCAAAAAGAUUCUCCAAGCUUGUAGUAGUAGGUUUUGGGGGAUGCAGGUAACCAAUGCAUGCACUUACAGGGGUGCUGGAAGGGGACAUUAUCUGCUUUUAACUCAUGGGAUGGUCCAAACCUUUUUUCUUUUUCUUUUUUUUGGGGGGGGGGGGGGCGGUGAUGAGAGAGGAAACUGCCAUCUGAGUUUGUGUGGGGUUUCUCCAUAUUUCCCUUUACAUGUCUGAUUAGAAGUUCAAGUUCCAUCUCAGUAUUUUAAUAACUCAGGUGUUGUAAGAAAUACUUGUUGAAAUCAAGAGCAUAACUUAUGUCCAUGUGAACUGUAAAGUUAUUUGUAAAAUGCCACAAAUAAACUAUAUUCUAUGAUGAUAGAGAA